CGGCCUCCACCAAUCAUCAAUACCACCAAAGCACAUUUCCUUAAAUAACGUGCCCCCAAGAUCACCUCAUCCUUACCGUCCGAUCAAAUCCAACGGCAGAUACCCUGCAAAUAUAAGCAGACGUGAACAAAACACACAGUGCAACUCCUUCCCUUUGUCCUCCAGAACCAAACAACGAACGAAACCGCAGAAAUCAGAGACGAAGUGUGAAGACUUCUGUAGCUCUGUGCUUUUUAUUUCAGCCCCCGAACUUUACCAAAAUUACACUGACGUCCCCGAACGACAGACGAUAAUGCACCAAAAGUCGGAUUCGGAUGUGACGAUGAGCGUGGAGCAGUUGACACCGCCGCGGUCGCCUCGCCGUCCGAUUUACUACGUCCAGAGCCCCUCCAACCACGACGUCGAGAAGAUGUCGUACGGCUCGAGUCCUGUUGGGUCGCCGCAGCACCACUACUAUCACUGCUCCCCUAUCCACCACUCCCGCGAGUCCUCCACGUCGAGAUUCUCCGCCUCCCUGAAAAACCCCCGCAGCAUGUCCGCCUGGCGGAAGCUGCAGCGCGGGGAAGAAGUGGAAUUGUCCGAAGACGACGAAAAUGACUCCGCAUUCGACGACGGCGGCCCCGCGCGUAAUAUUAGGUUGUACUUCUGCUUCGCGCUGCUUUUCGUUGUGCUCUUCACGGUGUUUUCUUUGAUCUUGUGGGGCGCCAGCAAGGCUUACGAGCCUCGAGUCAUCGUUAAGAAUAUUGUGUUCGAGAGUCUAAAUAUACAGGCGGGGAGCGACAUGACGGGGGUCUCGACGGACAUGCUGUCGUUGAAUUCGACGGUGAGGAUCUCUUACAGGAAUCCCGCGACAUUCUUCGGCGUCCACGUCACGUCGACUCCAUUGGAGCUCCACUAUUACCAGCUCAAGGUUGCGUCCGGGCAGGUUGAAAACUUCUACCAAGCAAGGAAGACGCAUCGGACAAUAAGGACGGUUGUGCUAGGGUACCAAGUGGCUCUUUACGGGGGAAUUUCAGUUAUUCAAGAUGUUAAAGAGGAUCGGCAGAGAGUGGUAAUACCGCUGAAUCUGACGUUUGUUGUGAGGUCAAGAGCCUACAUUUUGGGAAAACUAGUGAAGUCCAAGUUUUAUGAGAGAAUCAGAUGCUCUGUCACUCUUAGAGGAAGCACACUAGGCAAGCACUCAAAUUUGACAGAUUAUUGUGUCUACGACUGAAUGCUGUGCUCUGUUUAUCAUUAGUAAUCUUUUUGACAAUGUUAGUGUGGAUUAAUUGUAUCAUUUUAACUGCUUAGAUUACCUUGAUGUCUAUCGGACUUGGAAUUUUGUAACAAUGACUUCGACCUCUUUGUAGAUUUUUCAUUUGUGUAGAAAACAAGAGAAGAAAGCGAGUAAUUGUUGCCUUCCAUUCGUUUCUGUAGAAUGGAUUUGUAAAAAGCUUCAUUGUAAUCAAUUUGUUGCUUGAAUGUAUGGCACAUAUAUCUUCUGUUUGGUA
This is a messenger RNA of Malus domestica (apple), 1490 nucleotides long. RefSeq lists its product as uncharacterized. The record is from RefSeq and is a predicted model, not a curated record. Lineage: Eukaryota; Viridiplantae; Streptophyta; Magnoliopsida; Rosales; Rosaceae.